This is a messenger RNA of Hibiscus syriacus, 1260 nucleotides long. Its product is annotated as ninja-family protein AFP1-like. The coding region runs from base 78 to 1181 and encodes 367 amino acids. The transcript has 3 exons. Gene Ontology annotation, biological process: signal transduction; negative regulation of DNA-templated transcription. Gene Ontology annotation, cellular component: nucleus. The record is from RefSeq and is a predicted model, not a curated record. NCBI's taxonomy places the organism in Eukaryota, Viridiplantae, Streptophyta, Magnoliopsida, Malvales, Malvaceae.
UUCUUCGUAUGUAGUAUUAGGUUUUAGCGAGACACGUUGUUUUUUUAGCAAUUUGAAACGGAAAACAACAGGGGAUAAUGGGGUUGAGAGAGGAUGAAAUCGAGCUAGACCUGGGAUUAUCAAUCGGAGGAAGCUUUGGAAAAGCCGAGAAACUUAAGCCCAUCAAGAACGAAUCAAAACCCAACGAUAACUCCGUUGCAGAUCUCGGAGAAAACGUUGUUUCCGAUCCCCAAACGAAGCGUGUAGUUCAAGCUUCGAGGCGACAAGAAGCGAGGAAGAAGAGAGGAAAUUAUUGUAACUGGAACGGCGAGUUUCGGAGCCAAGAAAAAGGCGCCGUCGGAACGGAAGAAAGGGAAUGCAAGAAACCCAGAGCUGAAAAGUCUUCUGGCUAUGUGAAUCCUAAUUUGAGCGGCGAAAUGAAUAACCCUUUGGUGUACCCGGUACUCCCGGUCCGGUUCCCGUGCCCGUAUCCGCAGCUCCAGUUCGUGCCGCUCGCCAGUGGGUUUGCGUAUCCUUUCGUAAAUGGGUUGCCUUGUUGGGGCGGUGUUGCUGUGAACGAGACGGGUGUUGUGCAGCCAGUGGCGGUGGCGGCGGCUCAGGAUUCGGGCGUGAAUGGCGGAAAUGGGUAUUAUUCGGAACAUGGUAGUAGCAGAGAUGAAAGGAAGAGGAAAACAGGGUCAAACGGGUCUACCAUAUGUAGUUCCUCGACAGGUUCUGAUCUUCAAAGAUCUUCUAACCAAGGUGCGUCCUUUGCGCAAAGUGCUACGACUCACCAAUCGGACUCUGCCCAAAGCAUCGAUAAAUCCAGAAAAGGUAUCGGAAAAACGCCCUCGUCGACUCCGAAGAGAGAAUCCGAUGUAAACAGCAAGCCUGUUUCGACAAAUGAAACUGCAACCACCACCGUCACCGUCGCCACCGUCACUUUCUCUCAAGAUGCCAAGGGGAACAAUAAGGGAAAGCCUCCUAGGCACCGAACGCCUACUAACGGCGACGUCGUUUCCCUUCGGAGCAUGCCUCGUGUAUCGACGAGGGGCAAUGGCCCCAAUGGUAAAACAAUCAAUGGUUUUCUAUACAGAUAUUCAAAUUCUGGGGUCAGCAUCAUCUGUGUCUGCCAUGGGAGUUCGUUCACCCGGCCGAGUUCGUGCAGCAUGCCGGUGGUACUGAUGUUUCGCAUCCUCUGAGACACAUUACCAUGGCUCCGCUCGCUUUUUAGUUCAGGAAAACAAAUGUACAGCCAUGCCUGUGUUUUUUUGACCAUGA